Drosophila bipectinata is the source of this 204-nucleotide messenger RNA. RefSeq lists its product as uncharacterized. The record is from RefSeq and is a predicted model, not a curated record. NCBI's taxonomy places the organism in Eukaryota, Metazoa, Arthropoda, Insecta, Diptera, Drosophilidae.
ACGCAAAGAAAAUUCAGUCAUCAGCGCGUGUCCAUCGAGUCGACAGUGAAAAUGUGCCAGCGGCGGUUCUACUUCACAAAGUACACCAAUUUCCAUAAGAACCACAUCAAGUUGUUUGCUGUUUAUAUGAAAACGGCAAAUCUGAUGCAAAACUUCAACGUGCUCAAGCGUUCGCUAUAAGCGCUGCUGUGGCCUCUUCCUCCU